AUGGUGAGUCAAAGGCAAAGAUCGGCCAGAAAGCGGUUCAGAGAAGAGCACCCGGAGCUUUUCCCAAAGCCGGAGCCGCCGGCGCCGAAUGACCCGAACAAGAAGAAGAAGAAGAACAAAAACAGCAAAUUUAAGCGCAAGAAAUCGGAUCCCAAUGACCCAAACAAGCCCAAGAAGCCUUCGUACAAAAAGCACCCACUUAGAGUUGCCGGGAUGAAGCCCGGCGAGAGCUGCUACAUAUGCAAGGCCCCGGACCACAUUGCCAAAAAUUGCCCCAAGAAAUCUGAGUGGGAAAGGAACAAGAUCUGUUUGUUCUGUCGACAACGUGGCCACAGUCUCAAGAACUGCCCCAACAAAAAGGACGAGUCGGUGGAUAAGAAAUUCUGUUACAAUUGUGGAGAAAUGGGACAUUCCCUGGCUAGAUGCCCUCAACCUCUUCAGGAUGGAGGAACAAAAUAUGCCAAUUGCUUCAUAUGUAAUGAAAGUGGGCACUUGAGUAAAAAUUGUCCCAAGAAUACGCAUGGAAUUUAUCCAAAGGGUGGGAGCUGUAAAAUUUGUGGUGGUAUAACACAUCUUGCAAGAGAUUGUCCUAAUAAACAAAGCAGAACUUCUGAAGCUGAUAUGAUUCGCCAAUCACUUGAAGCUUACGAACGGCCUAAUCGGGUCACCAAGCUCGUCAGUGGGGAUGAUCUUGAGGAUGAUUUCGUACCCGUUGCUCCCAUAGAAGGAAAUGAUAAAGAUGUAAAGACCAAGAAAAAACAAGGACCUAAAGUUGUUAAUUUUGUUGGUUGA
Messenger RNA from Striga hermonthica, 792 nucleotides. Lineage: Eukaryota; Viridiplantae; Streptophyta; Magnoliopsida; Lamiales; Orobanchaceae. The record is from the annotation of a GenBank genome assembly.